UGCUGUUUGUUUUGAUUAUGAUUUAAUGACUAAAUGACGAAUAAAAGAUUAGUGGCUAGUGCGCACAAAUAACAACGUAAAAAACUGUUGUGAUUAUUAUUUACUGUUUAUAAAUGCGGAAGAAUUUUUAAUCAAUCCUAUAUUGAAUCAGAUCUACAGGAUUCGAUAUUCUGUCGUGAGCACUGGGUUGUUCAGGUCCUUCCAACAACGCUUAGAUGAGUGAAACGAUACUAGUGUGAACCUUACGAGAGGCAGAGAAAAACAAUUGCGUAUUUAACGUUGUUGACCAGGCGAUGAGAAAAUGGCAACUCUGCUAGAAAAUACAAAAGGGAUGACAGAUUCCGAAACUCAUCUGUUGUCUUUCAGCCUCGACAAUUUGGAAAUUGACCCCACCAGGCCUCAUAAGUAUCCUGGAAACAUUGUGGAAAAGGAUAAUGACAAUAAAGAACCAUAUCCAACUGGUUGUGUAAUAUGCCGUUGUAUGAAUACGAAAUCUUUAACCUGUGCAUAUCCUCAAAAACAAAAUACUGAAUUGCCAUCAAAAGAUUGCAUACUAAGGCCUCCUAAAUUAAACAGAGUAGAGCGAUGUAAACAACAAUAUGCAGCAGCAUCUCCUGUACCUGUCAAUCGAAGGUUUAACCGUAAACAAUUAAAUCGAAAAUGGUCAACCGAUGAUGAAUUUCUAUCAGAGUUAUCAUUGAACAAUAACAACAAUAGUAACGAGUGUACUAAUGUCAUACCAUGCACGGAUGAUGUAACAAUUGAUGAGUUGGCCAGUUAUUUUGAAGAUCUAGUACACAUUCCUAAAAAAAUGUCUGACAUGGCUGAACUGAUGUACAAUUAAACAUAUACAUAUAUUAUGAAUCAUUUAUUGUUAUUCUGUUUGUUUUUUAGGUAAAACUUUUACUGACUUAAAAAAAAUAUUAUAAUAAUAAUUUGUUGUAAUCAAUCAUAUUCAAUUGUUAUACAUAAUAUUUUGGCAAUUGAAAAUACUGAUUAAAAUGUAUAGAUAUGAAUUGUUGUCUAUGUUCGUUUUUAAAGACCAAGUCAUGUAACAAUAUAAUUAUAUAGUCACUUUUUAAAUAAUCAUAAUUUGACGUGUACAAGGAAGUAAAUUGCUAAUAAGUACAUCAUUACUAUUCAUUAUGUAACAUACUGAUAGUCAAGUGUGUAUUCUCAACAAAUUUUUACUAAAAUAGUUUGGUUGUAAGAAUACAAAUUAAA
Molecule: messenger RNA, 1224 nt
Organism: Acyrthosiphon pisum (pea aphid)
Lineage: Eukaryota; Metazoa; Arthropoda; Insecta; Hemiptera; Aphididae
Exons: 3
Coding region: 302-844 (180 amino acids)
Biological process (GO): cellular response to hydrogen peroxide
Source: RefSeq, a predicted model, not a curated record